AAGCAAAGAAAAUUUUGUCGCAUCGAAGCCUUGAAAAAACUGUCAAUUCAUCCUCUGCUCUCAGUUGAACUAAUUUUUCAGUCCACAAGCAACUUUUCAUCAGAAAACCACUUACUUUCUUUAUAAUUUGAAUAUAAUUUCAAUUCCAAUCGAAUCACAACAAUGGGUUCCACUGGCACCGGUUACGACUUGUCGGCAUCACAAUUUUCCCCGGAUGGACGCGUCUUCCAGAUCGAGUACGCUUGCAAGGCGGUGGAUAAGAGCGGCACCGUCAUCGGUUUGCGGGGCAAAGACUGCGUCGUCCUAGCUGUGGAGAAGAUCAUCUCCAGCAACUUGUACGAGGAAGAUGCUGGCGGACGGAUUUUCACGAUUGAAAAGAACAUCGGAAUGGCUAUAGCCGGGCUAUUGGCCGAUGGAAACUAUUUGGCUGAUAUUGCCCGCCAGGAAGCGGCCAAUUUUCGUCAACAAUUCGAUCGCACCAUCCCAUUGUCGAAACUUUGCGAACGGAUUGCAAGCUACAUGCACGCGUACACUCUUUACAGUGCCGUCCGACCCUUUGGGCUUUCCAUCAUCCUUUCCGCCUGGGAUGAGACGAGUGGACCCGAGCUUUAUAAGAUUGAGCCCUCUGGUUCCUUUGUCGGCUACUUCUCUUGCGCUAGUGGAAAAGCAAAGCAGCAGGCCACGACGGAGAUGGACAAGCUAAAACCAAACAUGGCGGUGGAAGAGGUCAUCAAAAUGGCCGGCGAAAUCAUCUACAAGGUUCAUGACGAACUAAAGGACAAGGACUUUCGAUUCGACAUGGGUCUGGUGGGCAAGGAAACCAACGGUCAACAUUGCAUUAAUCCUAGCGUCUAUACUGAUUUUGCCAGGAAAGCCGGUGAUGCUGCCACCAAUGAGGACGAUAGCGACAAUGAGAUGCUUUAGGCGUCUCUGACAUGGCUGAUCUGGGCAUAAUUACAUAAAACUACUUUAAUAUUCUAUGCUUUAGUUUAAAAGUGUGACUCUUUACAUUUUUCUAUCGCAUAGAUUAUCACAAGAUCAUCACAAAACAGAAUUG
Molecule: messenger RNA, 1057 nt
Organism: Drosophila bipectinata
Lineage: Eukaryota; Metazoa; Arthropoda; Insecta; Diptera; Drosophilidae
Product: proteasome subunit alpha type-3-like
Biological process (GO): ubiquitin-dependent protein catabolic process; proteasomal protein catabolic process
Cellular component (GO): proteasome core complex; proteasome core complex, alpha-subunit complex; synapse
Source: RefSeq, a predicted model, not a curated record